UGAAGUCAACCGUUCCCGGCCUUCUCCUCUUCUUCGAAAUCAUCGCAGUUAGUACAAGCGGAAUUGUUAUCGUUCGAUCAACGAAAACCGCAGCCAAAAACCCGUGAACAUGUCGCCUCAGCAGAGCUACGAAAAAUCUCCCUCCGCCGACGUCGGCGCUGAAAGUCAGAAUGAUUCCCGUAUGGUCCAAUCAGACAUCAGGGCAGGAUCCUGGAUGGCUUCAUGCCCUGAGUCAAGCCAUCAUGAAUCUGGAUGGUCGCCUGCCCAGGCGAUGCACGCGCUCCCGGGCUCGACAUCAGCGGGACGGCAGCCAGCACCAUGCCAGCGAGGCCGUCCGGCACGUGUUUCCUCGGUUGGAUAUCUUGGUUAUGACUCGAAGUCUCUUCAGUCCAAUGCCCAGGACAUCAACCAACCACCCGAAGAUCUGGCAAAGGCACGUGAGCGUUCAACACUGGAAGACAUCAAUGUGGUUCCUCAGCCUAGCAAAGGCAGCACCAGAGAGGAUGAACAGCCAGAAGCUGGUUCCGGGCAUGGCUUCGCCGAGGUUUGUACCAGACUCCCGUUCAAGCGGCAGACCUGUGGGUUGUAGACUGCUAACAAGCACUGCUCGCGACCAGAUCCUCAACAAAGUGAUGAUCGACAAUUCCGACCGCUUGAUCGCCUUGCUGAAGAAGGAGCUGGACCGACAAAACGGCGUGGCCGAAGAGGCUUGCGAGCUUCAGCAUACGAGACCCACUGGCAUCAAGCCCAAGGACACCGAAAGCCAAGCCACCGAGACUAGUGAAACUAGAAGAGGCGAUGACCUUCAGAAUCUGGGUGCCACGGGAAACGGGGCUCAGGCUGGUGACGAUCUCGAAGGGCUUGAUCACGGGUCCGGAAGCACCAAGUCGGAAAAGAGGAACACAGAGUGUCGGCUGUGAUCUAGCACGGUUCCGGAUUGAUGACACCCAAGGCAGGGAAGCCAUCGUCUUCUGGGAGUCCAAGUACUUUCGAAUCCAGGAGGGGGUGGAGAACCGAA
This is a messenger RNA of Neurospora tetraspora, 1018 nucleotides long. RefSeq lists its product as uncharacterized. The transcript has 2 exons. The record is from RefSeq and is a predicted model, not a curated record. NCBI's taxonomy places the organism in Eukaryota, Fungi, Ascomycota, Sordariomycetes, Sordariales, Sordariaceae. Bases 171 to 920 code for a protein of 249 amino acids.